Molecule: messenger RNA, 900 nt
Organism: Oldenlandia corymbosa var. corymbosa
Lineage: Eukaryota; Viridiplantae; Streptophyta; Magnoliopsida; Gentianales; Rubiaceae
Source: the annotation of a GenBank genome assembly
AUGGAAUGGAAGCUGAAACAGUAUCACUCUUGUGUUGAUCCUGCACUUAAAAUCCUGGAACUCUUAAACAAUCAUCCUUCCCGAUAUCCUCCUCAUGUCAUCCGACUUAUCUGGGAUAUGUAUUUGGAGCUGAGGUUCUUCAAAAUAUUCAGUUGGGGACUAGGAUUUCCCCAAGAUCUUUUAGAUGAAGAUUGGAUGUUGCAUUUUACUCUCAUGGUGCAAAAAAUGAGGCAAGAAACAGAGGAGUUUAAAAUGUUAUUCGAAGCAGCAGAUGAAGCGGAAAAGAUCACAAAUUGGGAGGAAAUGAGUAAUCGUUUACGGACAGUAAUCCAGGAACUCAACCCACUAGCCAGAGAUAUUUGCUUUCUUUUGUUAGAUGGUGGAUUCAAAUGCAAGUCCUCCAGCCAGCUCGAGGCGAAGUCUUAUAAAUACAGAGUCGAAACAGAGGAUUUCGUGUCUUUGAUCCGAAGUAAUCUUGUCGAGCUUCGUGGAGCUCCAGAAGAAGUUGGCUUCAUUGGAGACGCACUCGAGCUCUUUGCCGGCUUUGUUAAGGUUCUUAAUAAGUGGCCAUAUAGCUACAGAAGCGAGCUCACUUAUCUUGUUCAAACUUGGGCAAGUCGCGUCUCGUGUCUCGCGUACUUGUAUUUUGUUGGAGGGUGUGAUGGCAGUUGUUUGGCAUCUACUAUGGAAGAUUUGGUUUCUGAUUUGAAGCAGACAAUUCUGUCGGGCAAUCCUCGGUCAAUUAAGUUGAUCCUUGAUGUGUUUAAGGUUGGGAAGCAUCAUCAAUUCCAAGGUACGAUCCUUCCUGAAUUCCUUGCUGAAUAUAUUGAUUUUCUUCUUGAACAUGUGGUCAUUCAUUAUGGAAAAGAUGAUGAUGUUGAACUUUUUCAAGAGGGGUAG